CAAAAAUCCCCGCCAACUUCAUACAAAGGAAAAGUUCCAUGGAUUGUGCUGUUUAUUCUUCAAUGAAAUCCAACGGUAAAUUUCAUUGAAAAUCCACAAAUUCUAUCCAAAGCCCUGUAAAAUACAAUGGCAUUGUGUAGAAACCGAAUCCUCAAAACAACUCAUCACAUUACUCUUCUCAAGCUAUCCAAUCAAAAUUUCAUCAAUUCAACUAUUUAUACAAACAGAUAUGACCACAAUUUGAUUCAGACAAAACCCAUUUGCACCAAUGCGAGUCGAACCACAGUUGAAGCCCUGAUUUCCAUUUUUACAAAGCGACCGUUUUCUUUAGAAUCCCCAGAGCUUCAAGAGUUAAGCUCAUAUCUGACUCCUGAAAUAGUGGAAACUGUUUUGAAGUCCUUCAAGAAUUGGAGAGUAGCGCAUAUGUUCUUCAACUGGGCAUCCGAUCAAAAAGGGUAUGCGCAUAGUUGCUAUACUUAUAAUGCCAUGGCAUCAAUCCUAUCAAAUGCUCGACAAAAUGCCCCGUUGAGAGCUCUUGCUCUAAAUUUAUCGAAUUUUCAGUUUUUCUGGACGCCUGGGGCUUUGGGUUAUUUUAUAAGGUGUUUAGGUAGUCAAGGCCUGGUUAAAGAGGCUAUUGAUCUAUUUGAUCAAGUGAAGAGCUCAAGAGUUUGUGUUCCAAAUAGUUACAGCUAUAACUGUUUAUUGGAGGCAAUCUCGAGGAGUGGAGAUGUUGGUUUGAUUGAGACUAGGUUUAAUGAAAUGAGGGAUCUUGGUUGGCAGAUUGAUAAGCAUACUUUGACACCAUUGUUGCAGUGUUAUUGCAACAGUGGGGAGUUUGAAAAGGCCUUGGGUGUUUUUAAUGAGAUGAGAGACAAGGGAUGGGUUGAUGCACAUGUAUUGACUACUUUACUGGUGUCUUUUAGCAAGUUGGGCGAGGUGGAUAGGGCUUUUGAGUUGAUCAUGUGGAUGGAAAAGGAACAAAAUAUUAGUUUAAACGAGAAGACAUUUUAUGUCUUGAUUCAUGGGUUUGUAAAGGAAUCCAGAGUGGAUAGAGCCUUGCAUCUAUUAGAUAAAAUGAGAAAAACGGGAUUCAUUCCAGACAUUUCAAUCUAUGAUGUGUUAAUUGGAUGUUUGUGCAAGAAUAAAGAGAUUGACAAGGCCUUGAUGUUGUGCAACCAAAUGAGGGAACUAGGUAUGACUCCUGAUGUUAAAAUAAUGUCAAUGCUUUUAUCAUGUUUACAAGAUGAGAAAGACAUGAUUUGGUUGCUUGAAGAAAAGCAGGCAGAUUUGGAUUUGGGGAAAAGGAUGUUACUUUAUAAUUCUGUUUUGUCUGGUUUUGUUAAUAAUGGUUCAGUUAAUAGAGCCUAUCAUUUGCUGAAGGCCACGAUUGGCAAUGGAACGAAUGGAGGUUUUGAGGCAGAAAAUAUCAUUUUGGUUAAGGAAAAUGUUUGCCCUGAUACCACUUCUUUCCAAAUAGUCAUUGAUGGUCUGUGCAAAAGUGAUAAGUUAGACCUGGCCCUUGGCCUAUUUUUUGAGAUGGAUCAAAUUGGCAGUAAACGUAGUGUGUUACUUUUUAAUAAUUUAAUCAAUUGUUUGAGCAUUGCUGAUAGGUUGAAUGAAUGUUUUGAUCUUCUGAAUAAGAUGAAGGAAUCAGGAUUCCAGCCAACGCAUUUCACCUUCAAUUCCAUAUUUGGGUGCUUAUGUAGACGAGGGGAUGUUGCAGGAGCUCUUGAUAUGGUUAGGGAAAUGCGUUUGCAUGGGCAUCAACCCUGGAUAAAAUAUUAUACCCUGCUUGUCAAAAAACUUUGUGAGCAAGGGAGGGCAGAUGAUGCCCAUAAUUUCCUAGUUAACAUGACUCAGGUAGGAUUCCUGCCUGAUAUGGUUGCCUAUUCUGCAACUAUUUAUGGUUUUCUCAAGACCAAGGAACUGGAUCAAGCUUUGGAGAUAUUCAGAGAAAUAUGUAGACGUGGUUAUUGUCCUGAUGUAGUUGCAUAUAACACGAUAAUAAAUGGGCUGUGCAAAGCCAAAAGGAUACUGGAAGCUGAGGAUGCUAUGAAUGAGAUGUUCAGUAAGGGACUUGUUCCAUCAGUUGUUACUUACAACUUUUUAAUUGACGGGUGGUGCAAAAAUGGUGACAUUGAUAGAGCUCUCGUAUGUUUUUCGAGGAUGGUAGAGGAAGAACAGGAACCAAAUAUCAUAACGUAUACAACUUUAGUAGAUGGGUUAUGCAAUGCUCAAAAACCAGAUCAUGCACUCAAGCUUUGGACUGAAAUGGAGCACAAAGGAUGUGCUCCAAAUAGAAUUGCUUAUAUGGCUCUCAUUCAUGGGCUUUGCAAGUGUGGGAAAUCAGAUGAUGCUCUGCUCUAUUUGCAAAAGAUGGAAGACAAGGAGAUGACACCCGAUCCUUUUGUGUAUGAAGCUUUAGUAGAUGCUCUUAUGUCAAAUUCGAAUACAAUUAUGGCUCAUGAAGUAGCAGAAAAGAUGGCCAAGCUUACAAAUACUAGCUGAAAAGUGUCUGAGAACUGUGAAGUGAGGCAGUUAAAUGUGAAUUAUGCAUUCCUAAAUGGAAUACUACAAGAAGAUAUUUAUAUGAGCCAACCUACAUUGACAAAACAAACCAGGGCAUGCUUGCAAGGUCGAGGAUGCUCUACAUGGUUUUAAACAGAUCCAAGACAUAAGUGCUGAUGAUGCUCAUUUGCGUAGAUGAUAUGAUAGUCACUAGAAAUGACACAAGAGUCAUUAAAUCAAUUUGUGGAGAAGUUAUCUACAUUGAAGGACUGUGGCUCAUUACAUUGCUUUUAGGGAUUUGAAGUCUUUAGAGAUGAAAGCAGCAUUUACUUAGAAAUGAUACAUAGAGGAUCAUCUUUUAAUGGACAGGCCUACGGAACACUAAAUCUUGUCCAACUCUAGUAACUGUUGGAAGGAGUCUUGUGCCUCAGUGUAGAUCAAGGCUAGACAUUGCAGUUGUGAAUAAACGAAGUCAGUUCUUGGAGGAUCCUAGAGCCCAAAUUUGCAGGCAGUCAAAGAGAGUCCUAAGGUAUCUGAAAGGGACAGUGGAACGUAGUUUGCACAUCAAAUAAAGUAUAGGCCUAUUUGGCUUUUCUGACGCAGACUGGGUGCAUCCCUGAUGAUAGAUAUCUGUUGCUCAUUACUGUCUUCCAUAGGAACACUAUAGCAUCUUGGUAUUCUCAACAAUGUGGUUGCAAGAUCAAGUACUGAGUCUGAAUACAUGGCUUUGACUCGAGUCUCCUGUGUAUCGGCUUCGUUAGAAUCAUUGCUGAAAGAGUUCUCAUUUCCCUUGCCUCUGGUUCCUAUUACUUGGUGUGUGAACAUCAGUUCUUGUGCUCUAGCAUCCAAUCCAUUAUACCAUUCUAGGACUAAACAUAUUGAAGCUGACAUUCACUUUCUUUGUGAUCAAAUUCUAGGAAAGCAAUUAGAAGUAAGAUAUAUGCUAUCAAGUGGCUGAUUGUUCAACGAAGGUAAUGAUUCGUUCCAAGUUCAGUUCCUUGAAGGAGAAACUUGGGGUUGUCAAAAGGGCACCAUCCUAUUUAAGGGAGUUGUUGAAUCAAUUAGCUAACACCUAAUGGAGGCUAGUGAGCUAGUUUAAGAGACCGAGGCCACCACUAUUUGUGCAACAGAAAGCCAGUCAGUUCCCUUCUUUAACUCAGAAUAUUUUUCUUCUCAAUUCCAUGUGUUUGUUAUUUGAUUAUUUUAGUUGUAUAUUAUUGUUUGUAAAACUUAUACAUGAUUAAGUUAACAAGUUUCAUUUCAUGACUUA
This is a messenger RNA of Olea europaea var. sylvestris, 3778 nucleotides long. RefSeq names its product putative pentatricopeptide repeat-containing protein At5g08310, mitochondrial. Gene Ontology annotation, molecular function: protein binding. The coding region runs from base 127 to 2508 and encodes 793 amino acids. The transcript has 3 exons. The record is from RefSeq and is a predicted model, not a curated record. Lineage: Eukaryota; Viridiplantae; Streptophyta; Magnoliopsida; Lamiales; Oleaceae.